AUUCCCCCAUCAACAAUAACAUAGUAACAAAUUUUACAACGCACUGUUUUAAGGAACUCAUACAUGUUGAAGUCGUCGCAUUGACAGCAUCAGACAAUGAUCGGCUGCAACCAUCAUCAACUCAUCACAUGGACUUGGCCAAUGUUUAUUGGCAAAACAUUCCCCGCCGUCCCAUUCGCAAACGCAUUCCCGAUUUCCAUGAUGUCGAUGCUGAUGAUUCGGAUGACCCAUUAAAGUGGUGCCAGCCAUUGUCUUACCAUUCGAAAGGAUUCAUGUUUAAGAUUCCGUUCAGCGAUUUGUACAAAUGUGGAUUUACACGAGUUGUAAACAAAUUGUCGGGCCACAUUUUAUUUCAUCAAAACCUCAUCGCCGAAAGCAAUAGCGAAGUUCUAAAACAUCCUAUUAAAUGCUUGUACAAAAGCUCACAAAUUCGAAAAGGACACACCAUUGUUAAGAGAGAUAUUCUGCCCGAAGAUUUUAAAGAAGAUGAUGACCUUGAAAUUAUAGACACUGUACAGCAAACUGCUCCCGUGCCUCAGCUUUCCAUGGAGGUACGGCAAAAUGGUCAAUUAAUUGAUCGUAUGGUUAAUGUUAUACCCGGCACCCCACUGAUAAUGGAAAUCAAACUGAACAAUGAAUCAUCUCAAGUGUAUGGUAUACAUGUACAAUACUUGGAGGUUUCCGAUGGAAAUUCAACGUCGGAGACUAUUCUCUUCCGAGGUUGCACAGUGGACCCAUAUCUGUUUGAAAAUUUCAUAAUGACUCCGGAAAAUUCUUUGCAAGCGAAAUUUCGUGCCUUUAAAUUUCCCAGCACUCCAUAUGUUCAAUUUCGUGCCAAUGUUCGAAUCUGUUUGAGAAAAUGUCUCAUACCUCACUGUCUAAACGGUCAAGGACGUUCCCGGAGAGAAUUGCAUAAUUCCGAUGAACAUCUCUAUGAAAUAUCAUUGGGUGUAAUAAUGAAAAUUGAUGACAAAUUUAAUGGAAAUAAGGGUUUCAGUUGA
Messenger RNA from Musca vetustissima, 1001 nucleotides. RefSeq lists its product as uncharacterized. NCBI's taxonomy places the organism in Eukaryota, Metazoa, Arthropoda, Insecta, Diptera, Muscidae. The record is from RefSeq and is a predicted model, not a curated record. The transcript has 5 exons. The annotation marks the transcript as partial.